This is a messenger RNA of Musca domestica (house fly), 3318 nucleotides long. Its product is annotated as zinc finger protein 572. The coding region runs from base 268 to 2640 and encodes 790 amino acids. NCBI's taxonomy places the organism in Eukaryota, Metazoa, Arthropoda, Insecta, Diptera, Muscidae. The record is from RefSeq and is a predicted model, not a curated record. The transcript has 3 exons. Gene Ontology annotation, cellular component: nucleus.
UGAAUCAUAUAUGUACCCACUACCCACACACAUUUCUAUUACUCGACAAACAAGAAUUGCGUUUUGCAGUUGUGUUUGAGAAAUUAAGCGUCUAAGCGCAAGCAAAUUGAAAUGCCAGAGAAAAGUAAAGGAGUCAAGAAAAAAAAAACAACAAUAAAAAGUAAAAACACACACAAAGCUAAGAUCGAGCUCGCAGUGUCGUCGUUGUCAUCGUCAUAGCCAGUCGCUCGACAAGUUCUACAAGUUGCUGAAGAACAAACACGAUCAAUGGAAAUUAUAAUGAAAGUAAAAUGUUCACCUGCCCCGGGUGCAACAACGGCAGCCACAGCUGGACACUCAUCAUUAAAAAUUGUCGAUCGCCAUCGACAAUUGCAGCAGCACACGAACACCAGUCCGUAUCCAAAAAGUAAAACACCAUCACAAAUCUCCACUUAUAUUCCAUCACCCACCCACAAAAAUACUAAUAACACCACCGGUAGCAGUACAGAAUGCCUUAUGUCUACGCCAUCACCACCCUGUACGGAGUGUACAGUGGGUUAUUGUUGUAAUUUGCAAUCAUGUUGCAUGCCACCACCACCACCGUCAUCAACAUCACAACAAAAUCUUUCAACACAACCGCCACCACUUUUGCCUGCCCCAGUCGAGAAACAAGCACAACAACAGCAGUUUGAUACAGCCAUCAAUGUCAAUGGGCAUCUGCCGCAAGAGCCUCCGACCGCCAUUGAAGAUCAACCGGAAUUUGUAUCGAUCGAUGAUGAAAAGAUAAAACAAUAUCUCAUGAACUUUGGUCAACAACGUCAGUUAUAUCCGGAGAAUACAAGAAAAAUUAGCCGCGUCAUCAGUACAUCUUCCAUGGAGGCCAACAGUAGGCCAGUGGUAUAUGAAAUCAUUGAAUUGGAUGAUGAAAAUGAAAGGGAAAAACUAAAACAAAUCAAACAACAAGCUGAGCAAAAUUUGGCAGCAAAGCGACUGACAACAAAUCCAUCCAUAAGUUUAAAUUUUACCGCCCGACAAACAAAUUCUCUGAAUAUAAGUUUAAUACCCAAAAUUCCCGAAAAGACACCGGCCACUAAACAGAAGUCAAGUGCUGAACACAAAAUCAUAGCUGAAAUCAAUUUAAUUGAUAGCAGUGACGAUGAUGAUGAUGAUGGGGCAGCAGAGGCCGAUGCAUGUAAUACCACUCCAAUGGAUCGAUGUGGAGCGGACGACAAUGAUAAUGGCGAUGAUGAUAGAGAUAAUGAAGAAGAUAAUGAGUAUUAUGAUGAUGAUGACGAUGAUACGCUACCAUUAGCAGCGGUCAGUUGUGAAUUGGAGUGUGACGACGACGAUGAUGAAGAUGAGAAUGGCGAUGGCGAUAAUGUAAAUCAUCCAACUUCUUCAGCCAAUUUCCAAGAAUUUGGAAAUUCUCGCACAAAAAAUGCCAAUGGCAUUGCUGGUGGCUAUUCAAAUGAUAAUUUAAUCGUACGCUGGGAAGAAUACGAACGCCAGAGAGAACGUGUUUUCUUCGAGUGUUAUCUUUGCCAUAAGAAAGUCCAAUCCAGUUAUAAUUUAAGACGUCACAUGAUGAUUCAUACAGGUGAACGUCCCUUUGCUUGUGAUAUGUGCGAUCGCAGAUUCCGAGAGUUCAGUGAUUUGAAAAAACAUCGUCGACGACAUGCUGGUGAACCCAAUUUCAUAUGCAUGGUUUGUCGAGAAUUGCCACCAUUGGAAAAUGAUCCAAUACGUUGUAUCAAUUGUUGUACCCAAUCGAAAAAUGCCGUCUUAAUGGCGGCCAUGAAAAACACGGAAGAAGAUGAAAAAGCAAAUAAUCAACUUAAAAUUGUGAAAACUGAGAAGUCAAUGGUUGAAAAUGAAAAUGUGAUUGUGCUGGCAGAGUCUCCACCACCACCAACACAGCAGCAGCAACAACAACAGUCCCACACACUCCCCACAAAAACUACAGCCACAAUAACAUCUGUGGCAAUUAUAAAACCAGUUGUGAAAACUUCUGCCACGAAAACUUUCGUCAAUACUCCAUGUUCGUCCUCGAAUGCUUCGACAGCAUCCGAUGACACGAAACAUCUAUUAGACAACAUGCCGGCGGUACAUCGCCAAGACAUAUAUGAUAUGGGUAUGAUUACGCGCAAGGAGUUCGCCUGUCCUUUGUGUAAUCGGGCCUUUGGCACACGACACAACCUCAAACGACACUAUAUGAUACACACCGGAGAGAAACCGUUCAGUUGUAGUAAAUGUCGUAAACCUUUCCGAGAGUAUUCUACACUGAAAAAACACAUGGUUACCCAUCAGCGUGAUCGUUGGUACAAAUGCAUGAGUUGUCCAAUGAAAUUUCGUGAUUUUAUUAAAUUCACCGAACACAAAGAUUCACAUCCUGAUAAUGAUGGGGUAACAAUAAUCAAUUAUGGCAGGAAAUAUCAAUCGAGUGAAAGUUAUAGCAUAGAUUCAAAUGAUUACGACGAUGAUGAUGAUGGGGAUGAUUCUUCGAAUGGUGGUGGUGCUGAGGGGGCUAAUUGGCUGGAAUGCUGUGAAUGUGGCCAACAUUUCAAUGAUAUCGACACCUACAAUGAACAUCUAAAGAAACAUCAAAACUUACAAAUUAAACAGAUCAGUGGUGGCGAUGGAGAGGUGGUUGAAUGUGAUUAAGUGAUAGGGUUUGAAGAAAAAUAUUCAAAAUUGUAAAGUACAAUAUUUAAACUGAGAUUGAUCAAAAUGGGAAAAUUAGUAUCUGAAAAAUGUAUCUAAACAUUAAAAACACGAUGAAAAGCAUUCAUAUAUAAUAUUUAGAAAUUAUAAGAGGGUAUAUAUUUUUAUAGCCUCUAACAAAAUUGUAUAUAACGUAUUUUUGAGACCCACAGAAAAAACGGAAUCAUCCUACAAGUCGCCGAAAAACGAUAGGUGUUAUAGAUUUUCCUCCAACCGUCAAAACCAUGUUAAAUUAUAAAUGGUUACAGCCUUAAUUAUGGGUAUUUAUAGCUACACAAGUGAAAAAUGAAAUUAAUGAAAAGAAAUAUUUAAUGCAAUGUGCAGGUGUUAAAAGGUUUCAAAAGGUUAAUUCAAAUACCUUUUCCAUAUUUAUAAAAUAUUUUAUUUAUACAAAACUCCAUGCUUGCCCUUGAAUAUAAUUAAGUAUAAGAAGUUACAGUAAAAUACUAAAGUUUGUAAGAUUUUCGCAACAUUCCACAAAGUAUUUUAUUAAUUUUUACACUACCUACAUAUUCUUUAUUUAUAUAUUUUUUUUUUAUAAAAAAGCAAACAUUUUUGAACAAGUUUCCUUAUAGUGCAAUUGAAAAGAAAGAAGAUAUUAUUAGCAUCUAUUCAAAU